Molecule: messenger RNA, 1595 nt
Organism: Gigantopelta aegis
Lineage: Eukaryota; Metazoa; Mollusca; Gastropoda; Neomphalida; Peltospiridae
Product: dynein regulatory complex protein 9-like
Exons: 9
Coding region: 132-1307 (391 amino acids)
Biological process (GO): cilium organization
Cellular component (GO): motile cilium; cytoplasm
Molecular function (GO): protein binding
Source: RefSeq, a predicted model, not a curated record
CGUGUGGCAUGUGGCAACCAACUUAAACAAAAACAGUUCGAGCAAGAAAUGAAAGAGUAAAAGGUUUUGAAGUAAUGUGAAUAUACAAAUUAUUUAGGACUUUAUUCUACUUACACACAAAAUUACUUCAGAUGGAUGACAAUAGUCCGAUGUUGUGUGGUGUCGAUGCCAUCCAUGUGGCCACUGUGUUUGAAGACUGCGUCGACCAGCUGUCCAUCCUCGGCCGAAUCAUGCCACCAUCAUUCCAGAUGAGACAUGACGUGUCAGAGAUGGUCAAUAAUGAGAUCAAUGCUCUGGUUGAGAGCCAACGUGAGCUGGAAGGGAAAUACCAGAGUGUGCUGGUGAAGAAACUCAACGUCAAACACUCCACCAAGAAUGCAUCCAAGCUGUCAGAGGUCGAGUCGGAGGUCCUUGACACGGGUCGCGACCUCAAGAACAGCACGCACGUGUUUGGUCGCAGUUUGAGGCAGAAUCCACUAACAGGCGACAACAUUUCAAAGAUUCAGGAUGACAGACUGUUUGUGGAACAUGUGAUGGUGGACUCGAUGGGCGAACUCAUACAGAACUGUUCCUUCCAGGCUCUGAUCGACGCAGUCCGCGCAGAGAAGGACAGGAAGGCAACCUUACAACAGACAAUACAGAAAGAGGAAGACGGCCGUAAGCGGGUGCGCCAGCUGCAGAAGGAGCUGCAGGACGUGAAGCGCGAGAAGGAGCAGGAGGUCCGCGACCGGAACGAGCGCAUCGCUCAUCUCAAGGACCAGUUGCAGGAGACGAAGGCCAAGACCAACAUGGAGGGCAAGUACAUCAAGAAGUCAGCCGAGGUGGCUGUCGCGCAGACGCAGAAACGAUCCUACCUCGCCGAGAAGGAGAUGAAGGAUGAGAUUCUGAAACUCCAGCGACAGAUAGAUGCUGAAGAUCGAGCUAACAAUGAAAUAGAAUCGUAUUUGAGGACUCACCACGCAGACCUGUCUAAGAAGGUGGAGUACUGGAUGGAGAAGUACGACAAAGAUGUGGAGGCCAAACAGAAAGAGCUCGACGUGUUGAAGGCGUCCAAAUCGAAGGAUCUCGAGAGACUCCAGGAGCUCACCAAACUGUACAAGGAGUAUGAGCAGGUGGUCGUGGAAGACCGGAUAGCCAAGGAGAAGGAGAGGAGGCGGGCAGAGCUGGAUCUCAUAGAGCUGAAAGGGGCCAUCAGGUUACAAGCUUGGUGGCGUGGAACUAUGGUCCGCAAAGGAUUUGGUCCAUACAGUAAGAAAAAGAAGAAGGGUAAAAAGGGAAAGAAAGGCAAAAAAGGAAAGAAGAAGUAGACUGACUUUUAUCUUGAUUUCGUCAGUAUUCAGGAAUGGAAAAAAAGAAAAACUUGAUUGUUUCUGGAUUUUUUUUGUUCUACCUGCAAGCUGUUUCUGCAAUUGGUCUGUUAUGAAAGGAUCACAGUAGCCUUCCUUCUUUUCAAGACCGAGCAAAGUUUUCCAGAAUUUUGGUUCACCAUUAUUUUCAUUCCUGAGUAUUGUUUUUUCACCUUCGUAACUGUGAUAUUGUAUUGUACAAAGUUUAAUAAAUAUAUAUCUUGAGUAGUAAAAAUGUACAUAUUUAAA